UACAACUUACUACCUAUAAAUUUUUUCAGGAUUUUUCACUGUUUUUCAAUUUUUCAUGUUUUCACUUUCGUUUUCAAGAUGCACUUCUUCUUUUGAACCUUGGAUUUGGAUGGUUCUAUCAAUCUAGUUAUACUUCUGACUAGAUUGUGAUCACUACUUCGAUUUUUAUGAUUUUUGAUUGGAAAAACAGUUUGCAAAAUCCUCGAACUUGACAGUCUGUUACAGACUUCAGCAUCUUGUAAUCUUGUUGAUAACUUGUUACUUGAUUGAGUGUGUGCCAGUGUACCAUUUCGUCUUGCGACUUCUCCAGUGCUCACUGCACAGGAUUUUGUAUUCUUCAUCAUUUGUGAGGAGAAAUGGGGAAGCACGAGCCGUUCUCCCCGAAAGCCAUCGCGAAUCGGAUAAAGUCCAAAGGAUUACAGAAGCUGCGAUGGUACUGCCAGAUGUGUCAGAAACAGUGCCGUGACGCGAACGGAUUCAAAUGCCAUGUCACUUCCGAAGCCCACCAGCGACAGCUGCUGCUGUUUGGUGAGAGUCCCACUCAGUUCCUGGGAGGAUUUUCCGCUGAUUUCGAGAAGGGAUACAUGGAUAUCCUCAAGCGACGAUUCGGUACACGACGGGUGAACGCCAAUCAGGUGUAUCAAGAAUACAUCAAGGAUAAAGAUCACAUCCACAUGAACUCCACAAAAUGGAUGACACUAACGGGAUUCGUUAUGUACCUGGGUCGUUCCGGCAAAUGCGCAGUGGAUGAGACGGAGAAGGGCUGGUUUAUCAAGUACAUUGAACGCGAUCCGGAGGAAGUGCGCCGUCAGGAAGCACUGCGGCGUCGCGAGCGCACCGAGUUGGACGAUGAGGAGCGCCUGCAGAAGAACGUGGCUGAUAUGGUGGAGAAGGACAAGGGGGAACAGGAUGAGGAGGAUGAACCACAGUUCACUGAGUUGCAGCGGGAUGGCGAAGAGAAAAUUGUCUUUUCUUUGGUUCCGACGGCGGUCAAGAAGGAAGACCCGGAGCCCAGCACAUCGUCUGGAGACCGCGAUACGGCCCAAGUUAACAACGAGAGGGAAACCAAACCUCCACUGUUUAAAGUUCCCUUGAAAAUAAACGCACUGCAGUUAGCCGCCCGUGCCACUGCCGCCUCCCGCGACCGAUCGGUAGCCAAGAGCACGGCGUCGUCGUCGGGGGAUAAAAAGCGGAAAAGCGCUCUGGAAGAGAUCAUGGAAGAGGAGAAGCGGCGAAAAGAAAAACAGCACAAAUCCGGUCGCGGCAAGAACGAUUUCUGGCUGCACAAGGAUAUCGUUGUCAAGAUUACCACGCCGCGGUUGGGCGAGCAGUUUCACAAGAGAAAAGGCGUUGUCAAGGAAAUGCUGGAUAAAUACACGGCCGUAUUGGAGCUGUUGGAUUCGGGCGUUAAAGUGAAGGUGGAUCAAGUGCACGUUGAAACGGUACUGCCGGCGCUGGGUAAACCGGUGAUGGUGGUAAAUGGGCCGCAUGCUGGUGCACAAGCCACACUCCUUUCCAUUAACGAAUCCAAUUUUUCCGCUUCCGUAAAACUGCUCACGGGACCUUCGCAAGGAGAAGUGGUGAAUAAUGUGGAAUAUGAAGAUAUCUCGAAAAUUCAUCAAGGAUGAAGAUUUUUUCUGUCGCGGAUGAUCCCUGAAUUAUUGACACAACCUGAAUUGUUUGUAUCGCGGAUAGCGUGCACAUAAAUCUGAGACUGUUUAUAAAUAUAAUAAUCAUGGUUAAAUGUAAAAAUUCUGUGUUUUCCGUUCACGAUGAAGAGCAUUAGCAUCCAUACAAUGGAAAAAAAUGGGGCAAAUUGAUUUAACAGUGACAAUAAAAAGUCAGAAAUG
Messenger RNA from Paramacrobiotus metropolitanus, 1850 nucleotides. RefSeq names its product DNA/RNA-binding protein KIN17-like. NCBI's taxonomy places the organism in Eukaryota, Metazoa, Tardigrada, Eutardigrada, Parachela, Macrobiotidae. The coding region runs from base 357 to 1628 and encodes 423 amino acids. The transcript has 8 exons. Gene Ontology annotation, molecular function: double-stranded DNA binding. The record is from RefSeq and is a predicted model, not a curated record. Gene Ontology annotation, cellular component: nucleus. Gene Ontology annotation, biological process: DNA replication; DNA damage response.